AUGCUGGCUGAUUCCUCUCAGAACCCCCAAAGCCAGCCAUGUCUUUAUUCCUCUCCAGGCCACCGUCCUAACUAUUUGGACUUUUUCUACCAUGCCCUGAUACCCUGAACCUUCCGCAGUCCCUGCCCUACCUCGCCAUUCUUUCUUUCAUCUUCUCUUCAUGAGUUAUUACCCUUCUUAGAAUAUAGACUUCUUAAAGACAGAUCUUUCUUUCUGAUUUUGCUAGGGAUGUAGUAAGUGAUUAAUAAAUGCUGUUAAAAAAAAUCAUUUUAGUGCUGACGCAUUUUAUUCCCAGAAAUGGUCUUAUCCUUUUCCUGGAUAAUCCUGCACCAAACUUUCAGAACAGACAGAGGAGUUCCAAAGGCUCUCUGCCUAAAAUCAACAGAGAUCUGCAAAGAUAAGAGUGCCCAUCCAAGGUUGAGCUGUUAUCACAGAAAGCAGGGCAGAGUUUUGCUGUUUGAGCAACCUCUGGGUGUCUCCUCCACCCCCACAGGUCAGGUUUCAGCUCCAGAACAAAUAUUUGUCCCACUUCUGAAAAAAGUUUGGAUUUUCCCCCUUUUUUUCUUUUUUUUUUUUUAAAACAGAACGCCACCUCCCUGGCUCUCCUUUGAACUUGGGAUAGUACAUAGGUGCGCGGUGCUUCCCACACUGGCUGCUCUGGGCGAAGCAGACGAACAAAAUGAAACGGCUCCUGGGCUUCCUCCUCUUUGUAUUGCUUUCCGAAGAACGAAGCCUGCAUCUCCCUUCAAAUGGACUCCCUGAAUUCAUGGACUAUGCAGAUUUGGCAGACCUGGAUCUUGAAAAUCUUCCUUUUGCUCUUGAAAAUAGAAGAUACCAGAGAAGCAUAUUCGAUGAUCAAGAAUCUGACAAAGUAAUGGAAAAUGUUGAUGACCAAAUAACUCUUUAUAGUUAUAAAGUAAAAUCCACUGUUACUUCUCGGGUGGCCAACACUGUUGUCCAAUGCAAAGUGGUGAAUAACUCUCCAUAUUCACAGAAUGUAGAGUUAGAUGUUCAGAUUCCCAGAGGAGCCUUCGUUACCAACUUUUCCAUGAUUGUGAAUGGAGUAACAUUUACCAGCACAAUUAAAGAGAGGACUGUGGCUCGGGGGCUCUACGCCCAAGCAAGAGCCAGAGGCAAAACUGCUGGAUGGGUGAGCAGCAACUCUCUUGAUAUGGAGAACUUCAAAACUGAAGUAAAUGUCCUCCCAGGAUCUAAUGUACAGUUUGAGCUUCAUUACCAAGAAGUGAAAUGGAGAAAACUGGGAUCCUAUGAACAUAAGCUCUAUUUGAAGCCUGGCCGACUAGCCAAACAUUUAGAGGUAGAUAUAUGGAUUGUUGAACCACAAGGAAUUAGUUUUCUUCAUGUUCCAGAAAAUCUUGGAGACCAUUUUGAGGGAGUUCCAGUUAUAACAAAAAGCAAACAAAAGGGACAUGUUUCCUUUAAACCAACAGUAGAUCAACAAAGAAAAUGCCCCAACUGUUCUGAGACUGCAGUAGAUGGACAGUUAGUCAUCAAGUAUGAUGUGGUUAGAGAAAAGAAAGCUGGUGAACUUGAAGUUUUCAAUGGUUAUUUUGUUCAUUUCUUUGCUCCUGAAAACUUGGAUCCAAUUCCUAAAAACAUCCUUUUUGUCAUUGACGUCAGUGGAUCAAUGUGGGGAAUUAAAAUGAAACAAACUGUCGAAGCAAUGAAAACCAUAUUGGAUGACUUAAGAGCUGAAGACCAAUUCUCAGUGGUGGAUUUCAACCACAAUGUCAGAAAUUGGAGAGAUGAUUUAGUUCUCGCCUCUAAAGCACAGAUCACUGAUGCCAAGAAGUAUAUUGAGAAGAUCCAGCCCAAUGGGGGCACAAAUAUUAACGAAGCUCUCUUGAGAGCAAUUUUUAUUUUGAAUGAAGCCAGCAACCUCGGGAUGUUGGACCCUAACUCAGUCUCUUUAAUUAUUUUGGUUUCUGAUGGAGAUCCAACAGUAGGUGAGCUAAAAUUGUCCCAAAUCCAAAAGAAUGUCAAGCAAAGCAUGCAAGAUAACAUCUCCUUGUUCAGUUUGGGAAUAGGGUUUGAUGUUGACUAUGACUUCUUGGAAAGGCUGUCUCAAGAAAACCAUGGAGUCGCCCAAAGGAUUUAUGGAAACCAAGAUACUUCUUUACAGCUCAAGCAAUUCUACAACCAGGUCUCUACACCAUUGCUACGAAAUGUUCAGUUUAACUAUCCCCAAGAAUAUGUAACAGAUGUCACUCAGAACAGUUUCCACAACUAUUUUGGAGGCUCAGAAAUAGUGGUGGCAGGAAAAGUUGAACCUGAUAAGUUGGACCACGUGGAAAGUAUCAUCACAGCUACAUCGGCCAAUACACAGUUAGUCAUGGAUACUCUGGCAGAAAUGGAGGACUUGGAUGCCUUCCUGUCAAAGGACAAGCAUGCAGAUCCUGAUUUCACCAGGAAAUUGUGGGCUUAUCUAACCAUCAAUCAACUUCUAGCUGAAAGGAGCCUGGCUACCACAAACAUUGACAAAAAGAAAAUAACAAGAACUAUCCUGCAGAUGUCUUUGGACCACCAUGUUGUGAGUCCACUUACUGCCAUGUUGAUCGAAAGUGCUGAUGGGAAUGAGAGGAUGCUGGCUGAUGCUCCGAUGGACCAAAAAAGACCUUGCUGUCGGGGUGCCUUAUCCACUGGGAAGAAGACUGCUCAAAGUUCAAUCCCCUCUUGGGCCAAACCUCCACCAACAAUGGGUCCAAUGAGUGUGAGAGAAGCUCCAGUGCUUAUAUCAACGCCUCCUCCUCAUGUAAUAAGAGUUGAGAAUGACCCACAUUUCAUCAUUUAUCUACCAAAGAGUCAAAAGAACAUUUGCUUCAAUAUUGAUUCAGAACCUGGUAAAAUUCUCAACUUGGUUUCCGAUCCAGGGACAGGAGUAUUGGUAAAUGGAGAGCUUGUUGGAGCAAAGAUGCCUAAGAACAAAAAACUAAGUACCUAUUUUGGAAAACUAGCAUUUUAUUUCCAAAGCCAAGACACAAAAAUAGAAAUUAGCACAGAGAUGAUCACCCUGAAAAAUGGUCACCAUACUACCAUUUUGUCAUGGUUGGACACAGCUCACAUUGUUCAUAAGAAGUUGCUUGUCUCAGUAAAAAAAGAGAAAACUGUAAAUAUCACCAUGGAUGGAGAUAUGUCCUUCUCAGUCUUACUUCACCGUGUCUGGAAGAAGCAUCCUGUUAAUGUAGAUUUUCUGGGUAUUUAUAUUCCUCCCACAAACAAGUUUUCACUGAAUGCUCAUGGACUAAUAGGUCAGUUCAUGCAUGAACCCAAAGUACGGAUCUUCAAUGAGAGACCUGGCCGAGUCCCUGGGAAGCCAGAAGCUAGCAUGGAAGUGAAAGGACACAAGCUAACUGUUACCAGGGGUUUGCAGAAAGACUACAGAACAGAUAUAGUGCUGGGAACAGAUGUACCCUGCUGGUUUGUGCACAACAGCGGAAAAGGUUUCCUUGAUGGACAUUAUAAGGAUUACCUUGUCCCUCAGCUCUACAGCUUCCUCAAAGAACCUUUUAAAAAUGUCUAGAUAAAACCCUGGAUACUGUGUAAAGAAAUUUAAUUUUCUCCCAUCCCUCAUUUUUGUCAUUUUUUGAAACUUUAAAAUUGCUAAAUUAUAUAUAAAAAGAGUCGAACUCGACAUGUCAUGUAAAACUUAGUGGAAGUUGAAGAGUCAUCUUUCAAGGAAGUUGCAGUGUUUUAAACUGAAAAACCAUCCAUUAAAAUAUUUGAAACAUAAACUCUGCCUUUGUAUUGGUCCCCUUUUUACAGCAUAGUUUUUACAUAAAAUAAAGAGUAAUGCUGUCAGUAUGUCUUUAAGUAUUAUUGGACAUUGUUGUUGUUUUUUUUCAAUGAACCCAAAGUGUAGCCAAAACAAGUGUCUAAUUAAACUAAUUAUUUCAAGAAAUAGUUUUUUAAACCUUUAUUGUUUCUUGAGUUACUAAUAUUUUAAUCAAAGAAUAUGCAAAUACAUUAGUUAAAACUAAA
This is a messenger RNA of Monodelphis domestica (gray short-tailed opossum), 3999 nucleotides long. It is a transcript of the gene ITIH2, whose product is annotated as inter-alpha-trypsin inhibitor heavy chain 2. Lineage: Eukaryota; Metazoa; Chordata; Mammalia; Didelphimorphia; Didelphidae. The record is from RefSeq and is a predicted model, not a curated record. Gene Ontology annotation, biological process: hyaluronan metabolic process. Gene Ontology annotation, molecular function: serine-type endopeptidase inhibitor activity.